This is a messenger RNA of Lontra canadensis (Northern American river otter), 792 nucleotides long. It is a transcript of the gene H1-5, whose product is annotated as H1.5 linker histone, cluster member. Bases 45 to 725 code for a protein of 226 amino acids. The record is from RefSeq and is a predicted model, not a curated record. Gene Ontology annotation, cellular component: nucleosome. Gene Ontology annotation, biological process: nucleosome assembly. The transcript has a single exon. Gene Ontology annotation, molecular function: DNA binding; structural constituent of chromatin. Lineage: Eukaryota; Metazoa; Chordata; Mammalia; Carnivora; Mustelidae.
UGGAUUUUCAGUCUCUCUCUUCGUAGCAGUUUCUGCUCCCGGCCAUGUCGGAAACCGCUCCCGCUGAGACGGCGGCCCCGGCGCCGGUGGAGAAGUCGCCCGCCAAAAAGAAGGCCACCAAGAAGGCGGCGGGCGGUGGCGCUGCGAAGCGCAAAGCCACCGGCCCCCCGGUGUCCGAGCUCAUCACCAAGGCCGUCGCCGCAUCCAAGGAGCGCAACGGUCUCUCCCUGGCGGCGCUCAAGAAGGCGCUGGCAGCCGCCGGCUACGACGUGGAGAAGAACAACAGCCGCAUCAAGCUGGGCCUCAAGAGCCUGGUGAGCAAGGGCACCCUCGUGCAGACCAAGGGCACCGGCGCCUCGGGCUCCUUCAAACUCAACAAGAAGGCGGCCUCCGGCGAGGCCAAGCCCAAGGCCAAGAAGGCGGGCGCGGCCAAGCCCAAGAAGGCGGCCGGGACCACCCCUAAGAAGCCCAAGAAGGCUGCGGGGACGAAGAAGGCAGUGAAGAAGACGCCCAAGAAAGCCAAGAAGCCUGCAGCCGCUGGUGUCAAGAAGGUGGCCAAGAGCCCCAAGAAAGCCAAGGCGGCUGCAAAGCCCAAGAAAGCGUCCAAGAGCCCCGCUAAACCCAAGGCGGUGAAGCCGAAAGCAGCCAAACCCAAAGCCGCUAAGCCCAAGGCAGCGAAGCCUAAGGCUGCCAAGGCAAAGAAAGCGGCACCGAAAAAGAAGUAGGAAGUUGGCCUUCAAAAAGGCAACGAAACCCCAAAGGCUCUUUUCAGAGCCACCCAAAUUUAUCUGA